GGAAAGGAAGCUAUGAUCCAAAUCCUAUCCUGGGUCUCCCAAUGACUUUUUCUACGUUGUGAUACAUGCUUGUUACCCAGGAGAUGCCACGUGGAGACUAAGUCAUGGUAGUUUGACACGUAUGUCAAACGUGGAGAAGCUACGCACAGAGCACGAGAGCGUGUCAUCAUUAUAAGAAACCACGCAUGAAGAGCUCAAAGCCAAACUACAGAGAGCAAAAAUUCGUAACGGAAAGGAAAGAAUAAUGGAGAAGAAUCAGGAACAGAAGGAGAGAAAGCCAGAAAGUGUAGAAGGGCUUCCUAUGGAGGACAGCCCCUAUUUGCAGCACAAGGACCUGGAAGAUUACAAGCGCCAGGGUUAUGGAACCGAAGGCCAUCUCCAGCCCAAGCCUGGUCGCGGCGCCGGCUCCACUGAUGCCCCCACACUUUCUGGUGCCGCUGUCUCCUCUGAAGCUGAUGCUGCUGCCACUGAUCCCAUUAAACGCCAAGGGCCGGAGACCCAUAACUUCAUAUUGUAGGCUUAAGUGAAUGCAAUUUGCUGCAAUUAUUCUACCAUAUUAGAGUAUUAGUUUAAUUAAUUAAUUGCUUUUUUAUCAGUGUAACGGUAUAAGUGGUGCCAACUGCCAAGGUUAUGAUUUCGACCAUUGUUUGAUCA
Messenger RNA from Corylus avellana, 654 nucleotides. RefSeq lists its product as uncharacterized. The record is from RefSeq and is a predicted model, not a curated record. Lineage: Eukaryota; Viridiplantae; Streptophyta; Magnoliopsida; Fagales; Betulaceae.